UGUAGGUUCCACGCAGAGUCCUCCAAGUGGGUGUAGGUUCCAGGCAGAGUCCUCCAAGUGGGUAUAGGUUCCGCGCAGAGUCCUCCAAGUGGGUGUAGGUUCUGCGCAGAGUCCUCCAAGUGGGUGCAGGUUCCGUGCAGAGUCCUCCAAGUGGGUGCAGGUUCCACGCAGAGUCCUCCAAGUGAUUGUAGGUUUCAGGCAGAGUCCUCCAAGUGGGUGUAAGUUCCGUGUGGAGUCCUCCAAGUGGGUGUAGGUUCCGUGCAGAGUCCUCCAAGUGGGUGUAGGUUCCGCGCAGAGUCCUCCAAGUGGAUGUAGGUUCUAUGCAGAGUCCUCCAAGUGGUUGUAGGCUCCCCGCCGGGUCCUCCCGAUUGGUGCAGGUUCCGCGCAGCCGCUCGGAAUCCCAUCCCGUGACCUCGGGUGACUCCCAGCCCCUUUUUUUUGGGGGGGGGCCCUGACGUCCCCCGGUGCCGCUCUCUCCCCGCAGAUCCGCUGGAAGUACAUGAUCGUGGACGAGGGCCACCGGAUGAAGAACCACCACUGCAAACUGACGCAGGUGCUGAACACGCACUACGUGGCGCCGCGCCGCCUGCUGCUGACGGGCACCCCGCUGCAGAACAAGCUGCCCGAGCUCUGGGCGCUGCUCAACUUCCUGCUGCCCACCAUCUUCAAGAGCUGCAGCACCUUCGAGCAGUGGUUCAACGCUCCCUUCGCCAUGACCGGGGAGAAGGUGGAGGUGGAGUACGUCAUCAAGUGCGACAUGUCGGCGCUGCAGCGCGUGCUGUACCGGCACAUGCAGGCCAAGGGCGUGCUGCUCACCGACGGCUCCGAGAAGGACAAGAAGGAGGAAUCCUUCUCCGAGCACCUGGGCUUCACGGGCGGCAUCGUGCAGGGG
Messenger RNA from Numida meleagris (helmeted guineafowl), 892 nucleotides. Its product is annotated as transcription activator BRG1-like. The record is from RefSeq and is a predicted model, not a curated record. Gene Ontology annotation, molecular function: DNA binding; transcription factor binding; ATP binding. Gene Ontology annotation, biological process: positive regulation of transcription by RNA polymerase II. Gene Ontology annotation, cellular component: nucleus. NCBI's taxonomy places the organism in Eukaryota, Metazoa, Chordata, Aves, Galliformes, Numididae.